UAGUGUUGUGUAACUGAUUUUAACUUACCAUCGACUCUAUGUUUUUUUUACCUUUUUUUUAAAAUAUUUGUUUUUAUUUAGCUUUUAUGGGAACGUGUUUUUAGAUUAUUUGUUGAUUUAUUUUAAAAAGCUUUUUUCAUAAUAAAGGUUUUAAUAAUUAUAUUCGAUGGUCUUACAUAAAGCGGCAGCUUUUCCAAUUUUUUUUACAGAGUCAUUACGCCCUUGAGUUUAAACAUGAUUGUGAUGCGUCGCUUGCCUGUGGGUUGGUGUGCAAGACAGUCAAAGACACUUGUAGGCGGGGUGUGCCGUGCAAUGUCAAGCGGCGACAGUGAGGUGCUAUUGGAUUCAGUGGGAAACAAGGGAGUCAUCACCCUAAAUCGUCCCAAAGCCCUCAACGCGCUGAACCUCACCAUGGUGAGAAAGAUCACGGCCGCUUUGAGGGACUGGGAGUCGAGCAAGUCUCUGGUCAUCAUAAAAGGCGCGGGAGAGAAAGCGUUUUGCGCUGGGGGCGAUGUCAGGGCAGUCACGGAAGCUGGCCUGAGGGGGGAUAAACUCGGAGAAGAUUUUUUCAAGGAAGAGUUCACCUUGAACAGCCUGAUCGGGACGUACCACAUCCCUUACGUGUCCUUCAUAGAUAAGAUCACGAUGGGCGGUGGGGUGGGGUUGUCCGUGCACGGAGCGUACCGAGUCGCCACGGAGAGGACUCUGGUCGCCAUGCCCGAAUCUGCGAUAGGGUUCAUUUGCGAUGUUGGCGGUAGUUACUUCCUGCCUCGCCUCGGAGGCAAACUGGGGUUGUUCCUGGGUCUGACCGGGCACCGGCUCAAAGGCUCGGACGUGCUGAAGGCCGGCAUCGCAACUCAUUAUGUGGAGAGUUCGCAGCUAGACGACCUAGAGCGGUCUCUGCUGGAGAAAGGGAACACCGUACGAGACAUUGAGAAAAUUUUAGGAGAAUUUUCCCAACGGGAUGUUGCAGAAUUCAGCCUGUUACCUCAUUUGAAACAGAUAAAUCAUUGUUUCUCUGCGCCUACUGUGGAGGAUAUAAUUAUGAGACUGAAGGAAGAAGGAUCCGAAUGGUCACUCGGUAUGUUGCAAGUGCUGCAGAAAGUUUCUCCCACAUCAUUGAAACUGAUCAAAAGGACGUUGGAAGAAGGUGCGACAAAAUCACUCCAGGACUGUUUGAUCAAUGAGUUCAGAGUUGCUUGCCAUUGCUUGAAGGGUCACGACUUUUUUGAAGGUGUGAGAGCCUUGUUGAUUGACAAGGACAAGCCCAAGUGGAAGCCGGCCAGCUUGGAAGAAGUCACGGACGACUUUGUCGCCUCCUUUUUUGCCCCCCUUCCGCCGGACCAAGAACUGGUGCUGUGACCGGCAGGAAUCUCGAGUCCGGGAUGAGGUUCAAUUACGUAACGACAAUAAUGCUGCCUUACGAUGGAGUAUCUGUGCAAGAGAUUGUCAUUCUGGUAACUUUAUACUUGCUGAUUUGGAUCUAACGUCACCACAGCCGAAUAACUCUCUCCUGAGAUGCAAUGCUCGGUGGAGCAUCCACAUCCUGAACCUAAGAUAGCUUAUCUUGCCACAUGGAGUCCUGCCCACUCACUCUGUUUGAUUGGUUGUUUAUUUUCCAUACCUGUGUUUCAUUACAGUUUACUUUGAAGUGCAACAGUUAUGUAUUGGUGGUGCACAAAUAAGUGUUUCUUGCUAAUUGCUUCCUGUUAAGUUAAGUGCAGCAUGGGCAUCAGCCAUGGAUAAACCAUGACCAAUGUUUUUUUGUACUAUCAGAGGAGAUGUAUACAUAACUUCCCCCUAUUUUCAGUCAAACUAUCAAGAUGAGUGGUGUUACCUAACUGAACACUCUCAAGAGAUUGUAAGAACCCUUGGAAAGUUUAGAAGUAUCAGAGGUAGAUGUAAAUAUAUUGAGGUUGGAUGGGUAACAGGAAGGUAUAGAUGAUUGAUCAUGUUCAUCUUUGUAAUUAUUGAUAAUAGAUGUAACACAUAUUUUAUGUUCUUAAA
Bacillus rossius redtenbacheri is the source of this 2007-nucleotide messenger RNA. It is a transcript of the gene Hibch, whose product is annotated as 3-hydroxyisobutyryl-CoA hydrolase, mitochondrial. The transcript has 3 exons. Gene Ontology annotation, molecular function: 3-hydroxyisobutyryl-CoA hydrolase activity. Lineage: Eukaryota; Metazoa; Arthropoda; Insecta; Phasmatodea; Bacillidae. The coding region runs from base 235 to 1362 and encodes 375 amino acids. Gene Ontology annotation, biological process: L-valine catabolic process. The record is from RefSeq and is a predicted model, not a curated record. Gene Ontology annotation, cellular component: mitochondrion.